This is a messenger RNA of Cladophialophora immunda, 1252 nucleotides long. RefSeq lists its product as hypothetical. Gene Ontology annotation, cellular component: nucleus. The record is from RefSeq and is a predicted model, not a curated record. Gene Ontology annotation, biological process: regulation of transcription by RNA polymerase II. Bases 185 to 805 code for a protein of 206 amino acids. Gene Ontology annotation, molecular function: DNA-binding transcription factor activity, RNA polymerase II-specific. NCBI's taxonomy places the organism in Eukaryota, Fungi, Ascomycota, Eurotiomycetes, Chaetothyriales, Herpotrichiellaceae. The transcript has a single exon.
GCCACAUCGUCAGUGGCCACCCACUCCUUCCAGUCUGUCUCAGAGUGAUAGCACCACCAUUGACCUGAAGGAGAUACGAUACGGCAGAUUCUGCGAACCCCAUGGCUGAACCGCAAGUGUGUCUUGCCUGCAACAAGCCCAAGGCUGAACUGCCCAUUGGCACUCGCUUGAAAAGAUGUAGCCGAUGCCAAAAGGUGACUUACUGCUCCAAAGGUUCGUCAAUGUCAGGGGUGGCCACUCUCCCCAUGAAUCACUUACCAGUAGCUAUACAGAAUGUCAGACAACCCACUGGCCGCAACACAAAACCGUGUGCCGACGACCAGACGCCAGAAACACCAACACUAACCCCAGGCCCGUCCGCCCUCCUCACCCUACCAUGAUGGACUUCUUCAAGGAGUUUGAUACGGAGUCAAAGACCUAUGAGAUGCUCAUCGAUGUCUUUCGCCUACGCUGCGACGACGACUAUGCUCACGGCACUCAUUACCAUGGCAUCUACGGACAGAACACGCCGCUCCCCGUCUUCCACGAUUUCCUGGCUCGCGCGAAGGCCGCAGGAAUGUUGCCCCAAUGGUGGAAUGAAAACAAGGAGAAAGAGUGUGUGCGGAUGGCAAUGGAGGACGAACACUUUAACAUCAAUUUUGCGGUGGAGAAGCACGACAUCCAGGAGCACUACAAGGACAAUCUCAUGCCUAUGUCGCUGCGGAUGGCAGCAGAAAACGUCUAUGGCGGCGGGUAUGGGAUGGGGCAGAGACCAAUGCCAGAGGACUAUGAGUGCCAAUGUCGGGGAUUUGGGGAGGAUGUCUAGCGCGGGAGAGCAAAUUUGGUCCUGAUUGAGGGUGCAUUGAACGAGGCUAACUUGGCCACAGGCGUUGGCAGUUGAGCACCGCCUUCGUUAUGCCUUCGUCACACCUUUUGAUCCUUGGAACACUGGGGACAGCGCUGUAGAAGUCACCGCCGGAAAAGAUACUGAGAACGAGCACUCUUUGCCUUGUGCCCCUCCUGUGCUGCUGGCGGUAUUGCCUUGGCUUAUGAAGUGAGUGCGCGGAUCCUCAGUAGCGUUGGUUGGUAGCUGAAGUAUCCAGUCGCCUGUCAUGACGAUGGUAAGAAGAACCAGCGGUUUCCUAAAGAAAUUCCAGCCAGGGAGCAGGCAUUCCUACAGGGCGAAGCAGCUUCGCUCUCUUUUGUCAAGCAGAUGAACCCAUUUGUCAGACUACGCAGUCCCCAGGGUAUACAGGGACACAGCAAUUAAAUG